AUGGGUGACAAUCAUCAAUUGACCGGACGCAAUCCCUUUAUGGGUCAUCCAGAAGACGAAGACAGCGAGGGGGACCAACAAUUUGGCGAGUUUCGACCACUCUACGCCAACCACCCCAAUGAACUGCCCACUCACUGGGGUGAACAUGGAGAGCUAAAGAGUGAGCUAACACCCAACAUCAAGGGCGAACAGGGGGAAGAUGACAUUGGGCUCGUCGACCCAGCUUCCUAUAUUCACGGCUGGCCCAGGGAGGGCGAUGAUGACGACGAAGAGGAUGGAAGUGAGGAGAGCCUUCCAACAAGCUCCAACAAAGCCUCAUCAUCCAAAUCCAAAUCUUCAACCAAAGAGAACUCCGACAAGCCACAUAAAUGUGACUCGCCUGGUUGUGGCAAAGGUUUCUCUUCUCGGAGCAGACUAAAGUAA
Scedosporium apiospermum is the source of this 423-nucleotide messenger RNA. RefSeq lists its product as uncharacterized. Lineage: Eukaryota; Fungi; Ascomycota; Sordariomycetes; Microascales; Microascaceae. The record is from RefSeq and is a predicted model, not a curated record. The transcript is spliced from 2 exons. The coding region runs from base 1 to 423 and encodes 140 amino acids.